Molecule: messenger RNA, 943 nt
Organism: Ixodes scapularis (black-legged tick)
Lineage: Eukaryota; Metazoa; Arthropoda; Arachnida; Ixodida; Ixodidae
Product: male-specific histamine-binding salivary protein-like
Exons: 5
Coding region: 115-828 (237 amino acids)
Biological process (GO): symbiont-mediated perturbation of host defenses
Molecular function (GO): amine binding
Source: RefSeq, a predicted model, not a curated record
ACAGUUCUGCUAGGGGAGUGGCAUGAUGCAGCCGCCGGCCUCUCUGACACUGCACUUUAGUCGUACGUAUUUAAGUCGAAACCGAAAAGCGAUUUCGCUAAGAAAGGCAUAAGCAUGUUGUCGGUUUUGGUGCUCGCGCUUUGCUUAUUGAUACCCGGAGGGAUAUCAGAAGACCAAGCAGAGAGGACAUCAGAUGGGGAGUCAGAAGCGACAACUUUUACAACGCUAUUGUCUGGGCCUGUUUUCAACUAUUCCGAGACAAAUCCUGAACUUCAAAACUAUCAAGACGCGUGGAAGUUUGUUACAAGCAAUGAAAGUUUUCUAAUGAAGUACCGAAACUUCAACACCAACCCGACGGGAAAAAACAUGACGAUGUGCGUAAGUGCGACCAUGAUUGAAAUGAACGAGACAACUCAUUAUGUGCUCCAUAAUAUCACCUAUUUGAAUACGACAAGUAACAAGACGAUUCCAUUCACCAAAUCUUAUUAUGUCAUCAGCUCAGAGUGUUACACCACGAGAAACGUUCUAAACGGAACAGUGACUGGCACGAACACAAGUGAGCUGUAUCCAUUUGCAUUCGCUGACAAAAAUUGUGCUGUCAUACGGAAAGAUAGCUGGAGCAAUGAAACAUUCAAGGCCUGCGAAAUGUGGGUGUAUCAAAGUGCUCUCAAUAAGGAGUUGAGCUGUUGUGACUUUGUGUUCGACCUCUUGUGUUCACGUGGUUAUAAGCAAACAACGUAUGACCCAGAACGCUGUAAGCCUGAAGACACUGAAGUGAAUGCUGAUCCUACAGCUUUAACAACGAGUUCAGAAUUGACUUCGCAAUAAAUAAAUAUAAUUAUUAAUAUAGCACAUCUUACUAGUUUAUAUUUAUUGCUGGUAUCUGUCAACUAUGGACCGCUUAAAAAAAAACUGAAAAUAAAAAUAAACAAAAUUUAAGUAG